Triticum aestivum (bread wheat) is the source of this 777-nucleotide messenger RNA. Its product is annotated as protein C2-DOMAIN ABA-RELATED 11. Lineage: Eukaryota; Viridiplantae; Streptophyta; Magnoliopsida; Poales; Poaceae. The transcript has 3 exons. Bases 79 to 594 code for a protein of 171 amino acids. The record is from RefSeq and is a predicted model, not a curated record.
AAACGGAAACAAUCGGUCGAUUCUUCCCCGGUUCUUGUGAUUAUUGUGAAGCCAACUGGUUUGAUUUCCGUUCAGAGGAUGAACGAGGAGGCGGAGGGGAGGGGGGCGAGGCCCGGCGUGCUUAAGGUGGUGGUGGCGCAGGGGACCAACCUCGCCAUCAGGGACUUCACCUCCAGCGACCCCUACGUCGUCGUCCGCCUCGCAGACAAGAGUGCAAAGACAAAAGUCAUCAACAGUUGCCUCAAUCCAGUUUGGAACGAAGAGAUGGUCUUCUCUAUCAGGGAACCUCUAGGGAUCAUCAAAUUUGAGGUGUUCGACCGGGACCGGUUCAAGUACGACGACAAGAUGGGACACGCCUUCCUCGACCUGCAGCCGGUGGCCGCCGCGACGAAGCUGCGGCGCGCGCUCAAGCUCACCACGGGGGAGACCAGGCUCCGGAAGGUGGCGCCGACCGCCGACAACUGCCUGCUCUCCGACAGCUUCGUGACCUACGCCGACGGCGAGAUCGUGCUCGACUCCCGGCUGCGGCUGCGCGACGUCGAGUCCGGGGAGCUCUUCGUGACCGUCAAGUGGAUCGACGCCGGCGCCACGUGACGCAGCUGCUGCAGGUAGAUGAGACGACGAUGACGAUGGUGUAGGACUGUAGGGAGCUGUUGCAUGUCUGUGUGAGCGUGUGCUGCUGUUACUGUCUGUUAUGUAUCUGAAGUUUUCAGGCAGUUCUUAACGGAACAAUUUUUUCUUAGAUAAGGAGGAUACGGGACCUCUUUUUUUUUUCUA